Messenger RNA from Protopterus annectens (West African lungfish), 2805 nucleotides. RefSeq names its product zinc finger protein 883-like. The transcript has 4 exons. Bases 176 to 2122 code for a protein of 648 amino acids. The record is from RefSeq and is a predicted model, not a curated record. Gene Ontology annotation, biological process: regulation of DNA-templated transcription. NCBI's taxonomy places the organism in Eukaryota, Metazoa, Chordata, Ceratodontiformes, Protopteridae.
GGAAGUGAAUGAAAGUAGCUUCUAAAAUAAAUCAUUUACUGUGUAGUAUACUAAAAAAAUCCUUGGAUUUAUUUAACUGUUUAUCAUUAUUCAAGUUUUGAAGACUUACAGGCAGCAGUUUCUCGGGUUUCUGACUAGUUUGGCUUUGAUUGCUGGUGGCUUAAACUGAACAAUCAUGAAGCUGGAGGUUCCAGAAACCUUUGAAGAUGUUUCUGUUGAGUUUUCAAAAGAGGAGUGGGAGAUGCUGACUAAACAGGAGAAAGAUCUAUACAGAGAGGUGAUGGUGCAGAACUUUGAGAACAUGAUUUCAUUAGGAUAUAGUAUCCCAAUGGAGCAUCUACAUUUACUAACUGAGAGAGAUGAAAAAAUUCCAUGUGGUUGUCCAGAAGAAAGAGUAAUGUUACUGAAAAACAAGCAUCCUGACGGCAUUACUGAUGUUGACAGGAAUGCAGACUCCAGUGAGAUUCAGACAUGUUGGUCAUCACAUUGGAAAGACUUUUGUUCUGAAUAUGACAAGGCUUUGCCUGUCAAGAUAGAAAGCACAAGGCAUGACAAGGCACAGUCUCGAAAUGGUUGUUGUAACUACAUGGAAGUCAAUGAGAGCGUUAACAAGAAUACGGGUUUAGAAACAGAACUGGAAAUUUAUGGAUGGAAAUGGCUUGAUGAGAGCAAAAAAUGUGUAUUUCAUAGUAACAAUGUAAAGGAUAAAUUUGUUUCCUGUGACCAAAGACAAAAGGAUACCAUUGUAGCAUGUAAACAGGGUCCCUGUAGAGAGCAGCUGAAUGAAUGUGUCACAUUUGACAAACGUUUUACAAGUAAAAUAAGUUUAGCAGAGUAUCCAUUCCAUACCAGUCAGGAAUCAUAUAAUUAUAAUCCGUGUGACAAUGUAGUUUUGGGUAAAAGAACUUCAGCUGUACAUGAGAUUAUGCGGUAUAGAGAGAAACCACAUAAAUGUGCCAAGUGCAACAAGAGCUUUGCUAACAAGAAUAUCCUAGCAAGACAUCAGUCAGUGCACUCUGGGCAGAAGCCCUGCAAAUGUGCCACAUGUGGCAAGAGUUUUACAGCGAGGAGUAGUUUGGUACAACACCAGUUACUGCAUACUGGACAGAAACCCUUUAUAUGUGUCACAUGUGGCAAGAGAUUUCCAGUUAAGGGUAGACUGACACAACAUCAACGAACCCACUCUGCACUGAAACGAUAUAAAUGCUCACUUUGUGACAAGCGUUUUACAGAUAAAACCAGCUUGGUAGCACACGAACUUAUGCACACUGGACAGAAACCCUAUCAAUGUUCCAUGUGUGAUAAAGGUUAUACAGUUAAAAAGAGACUGAUGGAGCAUCUGCGUUCCCACUCUGGACAGAAACCCUAUAAGUGUGUCAUUUGUGGCAAAGGUUUUAUUGUUAAGAUAAGCUUGGUGCGACAUGAGACUGUCCACACGGGGCAGAAAUUGUAUAAAUGUGAAAUUUGUGGUAGAGGCUUUAAUGUUAAGGUUAGUUUAGUAGAUCAUCAACAUAUCCACAGUGGGCAGAGAUCUUAUAAAUGUGACAUCUGUGACAAGAGUUUUGCCUACAAAAGUAGUUUAGUAGCACAUCAGAUUACCCACAGUGGGCAAAAGACACAUAAAUGUGACAUCUGUGACAAGAGUUUUGCCCACAAAAGUAGUUUAGUAGCACACCAGUUUGCCCACAGUGGGCAGAAACCACAUAAAUGUGAUAUCUGUGACAAGAGUUUUGUCUGCAAAAGUAGUUUAGUAGCACAUCAUUUUGCCCACAGUGGGCAGAAACCACAUAAAUGUGACAUCUGUGGCAAAAGUUUUGCCCACAGAGGUAGCAUAUUAGCACAUCAGUUUGCCCACAGUGGGCAGAAGCCACAUAAAUGUGCCAAGUGUAACAAGAGCUUUGCAUUAAAGGCUAACAUGGUAAGACAUCAGUUGGUACACAGUGAGCAGAAGCCUUAUAAAUGUGAUAUUUGUAACAAGAAUUUUAAACAGAAACAAUGUUUGUUUAAGCAUAACUGUGCACGCAAUGGGAAAAAGAGAAGGCAGGGGCUGAAUGACAGACAGAAUCAACAAGUGAAGGAAAGUAGUAUUCGUGAAAAGGAAUUCAUCCAUGAGCCGCGGUGAGAUCCUUCAUACAUUAGACCCUGUUUUUACAAAAUCUAAACAAGACAGCAGUGACACGUAGACUGGAUUAUAGAUAUUGUGGAGAAAUGUAGGUCAAAUAAUAAUAAAGAGGCAUUGGUCACAGGGUAAAAAAUGCCCUCUCCUGUAGUACACAAGGCAGAGGGAAACAGUAGUGCACAACUAAAGAAGAAAAAACUGAUACAUUUUGUGGUACCAAGAAGGAAGUACCACAAUUUAUUAGUCUGUGUUUGGUGUGUUUCUGUGGAGUAUUCAGUUUUACAAGAAAAAAAAAGUGGCAGUUCAAGUGAGAUGUAUGAAAACAAUAAAGUAAACUGCUGCAUAUAAGAAGGAGGUUUUGUAUUCUUUAUUUUGUACAACAAACCCAGAAUUUCCACCCAGAUAAAUAGCAAAAAUAAGAAAGAAAAGUAUUUUCACAAGAAAAAUGUAAAACCUGUGGAUAACAAUUUAGAAUCCUUAAUGUGCCAGCUGGGACAAAAAUUACCUAGAUGAAGCAGCAUCAGACUUCCUGAAAAAAGAAGGGACAGAGGAAGUGAUGAAAGAUAAAGAUCAUAAACGGAGGUUAUUUAUUUUCCAUUUGUUGACCAGGAGAGUCCGACUGGGCCAUAGCUGGCCUAUUUUCAGCAGAGCACCAGGGCGAAAAGCUCCACAAAUACAAUGUUCAA